Messenger RNA from Thelazia callipaeda (thelaziosis nematode), 216 nucleotides. Lineage: Eukaryota; Metazoa; Nematoda; Chromadorea; Rhabditida; Thelaziidae. The record is from the annotation of a GenBank genome assembly.
AUGGAUGAGUACAGCAGCGCUGGCAAUGAGCUUAAUUCAUUAUCAGUUACUUCAACAAGCACAAUCUUACCUUCAAGUACAACUGAAUUUGAAACUGCACUUACUGGCAAUUUAGCUGUGUUACUUUCUUAUUAUUUGGACAAAAACAUUCGUCAACCGAGCAAUUAUUUUAUUUUUUCAUUGGCGGUAUCAGAUUUGGCAAGUUUUACUUUAUAA